Gadus chalcogrammus (walleye pollock) is the source of this 3227-nucleotide messenger RNA. RefSeq names its product tumor necrosis factor receptor superfamily member 14-like. Gene Ontology annotation, molecular function: protein binding; transmembrane signaling receptor activity. The record is from RefSeq and is a predicted model, not a curated record. Bases 1719 to 2480 code for a protein of 253 amino acids. The transcript has 6 exons. Gene Ontology annotation, biological process: defense response to Gram-negative bacterium; defense response to Gram-positive bacterium; signal transduction. Lineage: Eukaryota; Metazoa; Chordata; Actinopteri; Gadiformes; Gadidae. Gene Ontology annotation, cellular component: external side of plasma membrane; membrane.
CCACUGACGGUCCUGAACCAACCAGGGACCAACAAGAACAUACCAUAACUAUCCCUGAAACUAUAGAUGAUCAUCAUGGUGACCAGAGACUGGAUCCAGCCCCACCCUCAAGCCCCACACAUAAUGGAUCUGUCUCACUCCCAGUCCACCCUCCUCAGUCUGGUCCCCCCCCACCUCCUGGUCCAGCCUCCAGUCUGGUCCCAAAGACAAGCGAGGGGUUAAUAACUCGAGGUGUGAGGUGUGCUCGGUGAGGCGUCCUGGGGUUUGAUGGUAACGUUGGCUUGUGUCCAUGCUCCCCCCCCUGGUCGACCACCGAGCCUUCUCCAGCCCCCUGAGUGUCUCUUCCUUCGCCGUCGGCCUCCUGAACGGCUCCGCCUUCCUCUCCGGGCUCCAGGGCGGACCCGGACAGCUUUCUGCUCCCCGGGUCAGCCUCCAGAGCGGCUCUGCACUUCCGUUGGUCUGAAGCACCCAGCGCCCGGGCGCCGUCCCCCUGGGACCUCCUGCUCCCUGGGGGGACGCCCAGUUGGGACUUUGGUGAUGGACCUUUGCUCGCUCUUAGCGAUGGCGGCACCAGGCCUCCAGCGGAAGGAGUUGAGCAGAGCGCUCGAGCCGGGGUGUGUGGUCUGACCAACGCUGGGAGGGAGGCGGGGGCAGCUCCAUUGACCGCCUUUUAGGACGGAACCGUCGUCCUGAAUCUGAGGUGAGCGACUACUGGGAGCCAGUGGAGGUCGUGGAGAAGGCGCUAUUUAUUGUUGUUUUUUUUGCAUUGUGUUAUGUUUCUUUUUAAUUAACUUUAUUUUACUCCCCGCAAUGUUAUGUAAAAUGCUGUACAUAGAAAGAUGUAGUAAAAUAAAAAAAACAUGAGAUUGUUUAAUUAACUCCACUUACGUUGUGUGGGUAACUUGGCAUGACGAUGUGCCAUCCAAAAUAAUGUUCUAUAUUCCCAUUGUCUUUAGUCAGGUCAAGAUGCAUACGCACUAUGUUCACCCUCGUACUCAAAAUGACCUUUAAGAGUCAGGAACCAGCUGAUACGUCAGGCUGGGUUGACGUCAGGUUCUGUAAGGGUCAGACGUCCCCUCGGUGUCAGGAAUGCUACAUCCUGGGCUUUGGGACGCAACCUCGAUGAUUUAGGCAAGUCGUGCAGUGACAUCUGCUGGCGAAAUAUGUAACUGCACCCCUGGUUUCACUUUUGAUUUGACGCAGUUUUCAUUUGCUUGAUUUUGUUUGUCAGCUACUCUCAAAAAUCGGACUUUAGAUCCAUAUCUAAAGGAUAUACAUGUUAUAAUAUAACGCAGUAACACUUCUGGAACCGAGAUUAGGAGACGGCAGACAUAGGCCUGCCGGCUAUCACAAGUCAAGUGCUGUCCCGGCUUUUGCGCUUUCAAGAAACCAAUAUAAAUCAUUGAAAUAACUUCAUGGUCAAUGGCCCCGAUUUUUACCAACAGGUGUGAGUGUGAUUAACCAUUACAUGCAGUUUCAAAAUGCGACCCUCCGCUGUGACAAGGAAGGUCAUCCAGCAAGUGAAGUAUGUUUAGGUCAUGAAGUGGACGGAGGUUGGACGGCAGCGCAAUGUGAAGGCGGAGUCAAACAGUAGCUCCUCUCAAUAAAUACAUAUUUUCUGAAAUGACACAAUACUCUAAGGAUAUUUGUUAACUUGUCCAUGACCAUAUAACCAAGCGUAAGAUAAUUUUCCCCACAAUCCGAUUAUUUUUCAGUGUAUGGUAAAUUACGAUACUUUACCCUCAACCGUGCAAGUGAGAGAUGAAAAGUUACUUCGUUCUCGAUUGAAAUAUCACAGAAUUUCCAGAAAUCAAGUCAAACUGCAUAUCAUCAUGUGGCCCGAUAUUUUCUAUUUAGUUGUGUUUAGUUUAAUUGGCCAUCAUGCUUUUGCAUCAGCAAAUUGUCCCCUAGAUGAAUACAGAGUGGGAAUCGAAUGUUGCCCUUCAUGCCCGCCUGGAUGGCAUGUUGAAAAGAACUGCGCAGAGAGAAGCAUGACAAAGUGCUCAAGGUGCCCCGGUGGUACUUUCCAAGCAGGCCGUAAUAAACUGAAACAAUGCUCUACCUGUACAAAGUGUGACGCAGGUCUCGGUCUGAAGGAGAAGAAGUCUUGUUCAUCAACAUCAGAUGCUGUGUGUGAGGUCCUGGAUGGAUUCUUCUGUAGUGACUCUAACGGAGGUGGAUGUAGGGCCGCUCAGAGACACACGGUUUGCAGUCCUGGUCAAUACAUCGGUCAAAGAGGAGCAGCAGAUAAAGACACAGAGUGCCUUCCAUGUGCUGAUGGAACAUUCUCAGAUGGCACAUCAACGUCUUGCCAGCCCCACACAAUAUGUGAAUCUGUGGGACUGGAACUGAUGAAACCAGGAACUGAUUCAACUGAUUCUGAAUGUGGAGAACACACACAAGUACUGAAGGCAGUAAUAUCAGGGACCCUCUUAAUAGGGAUCUUCACUGUGCUGUUCAUGGGUUACUGUUGGAGAUAACAGACAAUAGUUAGGCAUCAACACGCUUCUGCGUGGUUUGUCUGAAUCCUUUGCACACACGUCCUGCAACGCCUUCUAAUCUUGAAUAUGAUGAGUGACUUAUUUAUCUGACUGAUUAUCUUUUUUGCAAUAUCAAGUAUGCUUAAAGGCAGCGUGUUCUUUAUCCUGCAAUAUGCACUAUUUAAUAUAUUGUUGAAAAUUAUUUUUACAAAAAUCCCUAUGUCUAAAUCCCUAUAUCUAUGUCUAUAUAUUUAUGAGAUGGUUGCCCUCCAAACGGUCUGUUUGGUUGAGCUGCUGCAAGCAACCAAAGCCCGCUCGAAAGUGAUUGGUCAAUACUCCUCAGACCACAAACGAAAACCAGAACGCUUGCGAUACCAAAAUCUUGGCCCAUUGCCUACAGAUUCAGCAAAGGGCGGUACAAAUAAUUAAAGGAAUACAAAAAGAAAAGAUAAAAUCUACAAACAAUACGAUAAAUGCUGAAUGUAAAUGUAUUUAUUUUGGGCAGAUGAGGUAAACAUUAUAAAACUAAAGUAAAAGCGUAGAGAAGAGGAUAACUUCCAUUCGUAGCCUCGUCUCAUCAGGAAAUUGAACACACACUCAGGAAAUCAUAGGAUCAUUUGUGAUCACUGUUUUUAUUUUUAUUUUUCCAACCUUGACUUCAGCAUUAGCUGGGCUACUGAUUGAAAUGUGACAUUGCAAUAUAAAUAAUAAAAAAAAUACAAUACUAUCAUAAAAUAGGCAUUUUCA